This is a messenger RNA of Oppia nitens, 1847 nucleotides long. Its product is annotated as triokinase/FMN cyclase-like. Gene Ontology annotation, biological process: glycerol catabolic process. Bases 66 to 1847 code for a protein of 593 amino acids. Gene Ontology annotation, cellular component: cytosol. The transcript is spliced from 6 exons. Gene Ontology annotation, molecular function: glycerone kinase activity. The record is from RefSeq and is a predicted model, not a curated record. NCBI's taxonomy places the organism in Eukaryota, Metazoa, Arthropoda, Arachnida, Sarcoptiformes, Oppiidae.
AUCAGUUAGUUUAAUAAUUAGCAUAUAUUAAUAAAAUAUAACUAAAAAAGUAAUUUUAAAAAACAAUGACAACAACAACAAAACAUUUAAUAAAUGCAAUCGAAAACAGUGUUUACGAGAAUUUGUUGGGUUUGGUGUCGACUAACCAUUCCUUACAAGUGAUUCCUGAAUGCAAUUCUGUUAUUCGCAAAGAUUUUCUUACUUAUCGACAAAAGUCUAAUGUUUUGCUCAUUAGUGGCGGUGGUUCAGGACACGAACCCAUGUUUGCCGGGUUUGUGGGAAGUGGUCUAUUGACGGGUGCCGUCGCAGGAAAUAUAUUUGCUUCUCCGCCACCCAGAAGAACGUUGAGACUCAUUGAGACCAUUGCCGACAAAAGUGUAAAUGAAAUAUUAAUAAUAAUAGCCAACUAUACGGGUGAUCGGCUUAACUUUGGCUUAGCCCGAGAGCACGCAAUACUCAAUGGCUAUAAUGUAGACGUUUUUAUAUUUGGCGAAGACGUUGCCUUUUAUGGCGAAGGAAAGAGUGCCGGUAGAAGAGGGUUAGCCGGCAUUACAUUCGUACACAAAUUGGCCGGUGCUUUGGCUGAAGAGGGAAAUAAUAUGAAACAAAUCAAAGAAGCUCUUAAUAAUUAUUCACCACUUAUUGGUACCAUUUCUAUAAGUCUCAACUCAUGUAAUAUUCCCGGUUUAGGCAAUUCUUUUGAUUUGGCUUUCGAUGAGAUAGAACUGGGACUUGGAGUUCAUGGAGAGGCCGGUGUUGAGCGUAUGAAACUGAGUUCGGCUCGGGAUGUGGUCAGUGUUAUGCUUCAACAUUUGGUCGGAAAGACAUCACCUUUAUUUGAAUCAAUCAAGAAGUAUAACAACAGAAUUGUCAUUUUGUUUAACAAUACGGGCGGACUCUCGAUGUUUGAGUUAAAUAUCAUAAUCAAUGAAACCAUCACUCAAUUAGAAGCACUUGAUUUACAAAUUGAAAGAUUAUAUUUCGGGUCAUUCAUGACAUCCUUCGGUAUGUCUGGCGUUUCAAUUACCGCUAUGACUGUUGACAACAAAAUGUUACAUCUAUUGGACAGACCGUCGUCUUCAAGCGCUUGGAAUCAAUUGGUUAAUACACCGAAAAUACUCAAUCGAUCGACUAUUUUGAAAACACAACGACAGAGUUCACAAGUGAUUGACUUUGAAUCCAUCGAUGGUCUCAAGUUUGGUAAACAAUUAUUCUUGAAAUGCAUUGAAUUGUCGUGUAAAGCAUUAAUAUCACAUGAAAAAUAUUUGAAUGAAUUGGACACUCAAUUAGGUGAUGGAGACUGUGGUUCAACACUAAGUACAACAGCAAAACAUUUGCUUCAACUCAUAUCAAAUAAUGAAUUGAAGCCAUCAUUCAUUCAAUUAUCUCAAUUGUGUGAGAAUAAUAUGGGCGGCACUUCCGGUGCAAUCUAUAGUCUUAUGUUUACUGCCGCCUCUCAGGCCGUGCGGGCAAACAAUGAUCGCAUCGACGAAAAAACUUAUGAUUACUUAGAUUUCUGGAGAGAUGUCAUUAAAUACAGUUUGGAUACAAUCACUCGUUACAGUUCAGCAAAACCUGGCGAUCGAUCGAUGCUUGAUUCACUGUACAGCGUCUAUCAGGUAUUAGAUUCAUGCGAUCAUAAUUUGACUUACAAUCAAAUUGCAAAUCUUGUAUCAAAGGGUGCUAAGAGUGGAGCCGAAAGUACGGCAGCGAUGAAAGCUAGUGUCGGAAGGGCUUCGUAUGUAAAUCUGGAUAAAGUGACUAAACCAGAUCCCGGUGCUAUUGCCGUUUCAAUUUGGAUUAACGCUAUCGCACAAGCAUUCAAUGAAUUUGAUAACAAAGUUUAA